Messenger RNA from Lathyrus sativus (Indian pea), 381 nucleotides. Lineage: Eukaryota; Viridiplantae; Streptophyta; Magnoliopsida; Fabales; Fabaceae. The record is from the annotation of a GenBank genome assembly.
AUGGAUAGCGAGAGUGGAAUUCCAAUUUUAGAUUUUGGUAAGAACAACAGAAUUAUAUUAGAAGAAGGAAGUGAAGGAUGGAAAAAAAUGAGUAAGAAAGUAAGAGAAGCAUUUGAGAAUCACGGGGCUUUUCUCUUAAGGUGGGAUGAAAUAUCGAAUGAAUUACAUGAAGAAAUGUUUAGAGGCAUGAAAUCUUUGUUUGAACUACCAGAAGAGACAAAGUUGAAGUUCUCUAGCCCAAAAACUUAUAGGGGUUACACGUCCAAAAAUCAUGUCAUUCCUCAUUGUCAAAGCUUUGGGAUUGAAGAUGCUUUUCAACCAAAUAGGACUCAAAACUUCACUAAUCUCAUGUGGUCAGAAGGAAAUCCAAUUUUUUGGUAA